CGCAGAAAUGGCGUUGCAGCCUCGUCACCGCUGGAUGAUAUCCCAGAUUGCGGCAUCCUUCGAGCUCGAGAAGGAUGAGGGCACGAUAGAGGAUGUCUUCAAGGAGACCAGCAACAUCAAGAAGAUCAACCGAUUCCUGGACGGCUCCUCAGAGGAGCAGCAUCUCUACUUCUUCUUCCAAAAGAAUGAGACACUCGAUGCCGCCGGCGAGUUCAUCGAAAAGGGCGACAGAAAAAUCAUCGUAUCAGGUGCACACAAACGCACAGGCGCCCCACACCACUGACACCGCAGGCAUUGUUUCGCAGUGUAUGGGUAGAUCUUCCACAUAUCCCUUUGUUUGUGUCUUGUCUGGUUGUUUGUGCAGAGGGGAAUGACGUUCGUUUGAAGAGUCGCAGCAUUUUCUUCCUCCGCAAUGUGGCAGAGGGAAAGAGCGUCAACCUCAACACGGCAUCUGACAACGAUGUAUGACAUACGCUGCCUGAUAAAUGCACGUACGCAUCCAGCAAAGGCUGCUGUUGUCUUGUCAGAUUCUCUUUUGUGAGGUGGCUGCCAAUCCCCUGGACAGCCUGGAUGUGUCUCUCACCAGCAUCUUCAAUUCGCUCAUCACCAACAAUCUGUCCCCCCAGGGCGCAGCGGAUGCCGCGCAGGUGCCGGAGGGGGGUUCUCCUGAGGACACCAAGAAGGCAGCCAUGCAACGGGCCGUCGCCGAGUGGGGAUCCUGCCCUGAGGAACAGAGAUCCGAGUUCCUUGUCGGAUUCGAUAAGUUCUGUGGCGAUUUAUCUGAGGCCUUGAAGUCGCUCUCUGGAGGAAUAGAACUGAGAAAACUCGACGCACAGUACGCUUAAGAGACGGCUUGAUGCAAAAAGAGGCGAGCAAGCUGCAUGCAUGGAUGUGCGACGCUGCCAUGGAUGUAGGUAUGAUUUGGCGUCCAUCACGGCCAACCCAGCUAGUUUUGCUCAGGACUCCCAUUUGGUGUCCCACUUUGAGAGUUUGCUCGAGGAUUGGUGCAGACAGAUCGAGAAGUAUCUCGAAGAGUCGCUGGACAACAGGAGAGAGCCACCUGACGCAGGCCCCAGGACCGAGGUGAGAGCAAAGAAACAUGCAGAUCUUGUCAGAUACUCGCAUUUAUAAUCCUCUUUCCCUCGUGUGAACAUUAUAGCUUGAGUAUUGGCGUCACAGAAUGCAGCGGCUGACCUCCAUUAUUGAGCAGCUGAGGAGCCGCGACUGCAAGGCUGUAUUUGCCGUGCUGCAUGCUGUCACUAAGGUGAGAGAGCCCCGGCAGACAUACCAGAGAGAGAGAGCUCACCUCUGUAUGUAUUCAGGUGACCCAUGAGGCGUCGCCCAAGGCGCGCCAGACGGUGUUCAACACGCUGAGAAGAUGGAAACAGAUCGAUGUGUCCAUCACGGAGGCCUUCAACGAGGCCAAAGACAAUGUGAAGUAUCUAACGACGCUCGAGAAGUUCAUCGAGCCUCUCUACGUUGGCACUCCGACGACUAUCGUAGACACUUUGACGGCGUUGAUGAACUCUGUCAAAAUGAUCCACACGAUCGCCCGCUACUACAACACGACGGAGCGGAUGACCAACUUGUUCAUGAAGAUCACCAACCAGAUGAUCACCAACUGCAAGCACUGCAUUCUCGAGGGCGAGCACCACGACAAGCUGUGGGAGAAGGACCCACAGAAGCUGCUUCAGACACUCGAGUCAUGCCUCAGGCUCAACGAGGCAUACCAGGAACAAUACAGGUGAGGUAUUGGUGUGGGUGUGUACAUGUCUCUGGGCUGCCUGCGUUUCUUACCAUCAGGGUGACAAAGGACAAGCUGCUGACCCUGCCCAAGGGCAAGCAGUUCGAUUUCUCCGAGACACAGAUCUUCGCUCGCUUUGAUCUCUUCUGCAGGAGAGUCGUCAAGCUGAUCGACAUGGUUCCUAUGAUGGCAAAGGGGUCGGCGUGCAACACCUGUUAUCGCUUUUUCUUGUCUUUGUCUAUGCCUUCAGUUUUCAACGAUCCAGCAGUUUCAGAAUCUGUCUCAGCAUCGGUUUGAGGGCAUGGAGCACCUGAUAGAUAACUUCCGGACCAUCAUGGAGGAGUUCAGGGCCAAGAGACACGACCUGCUCGACUUUCACAACAACAGAUUCGACAGAGACUAUGUCGAAUUCAACGUCCGCAUCUCAGACCUGGAGGCGGCACUCCAGCAGUUCAUCAACCAGGUCAGCAAAACAGUCGCAGAAUACGGGUUUGUGUGCGUAUCUGGUCUCUGUCUUGUUUGCAGUCGUUUGAGUCGAUAACCUCAAUCGAGUCCUCGCUGAAUCUGCUCAAGAAGUUCCAGUCGAUCUUGCAGCGCGACAGUCUCCGGGCUGACCUGGAGAGCAAGUUCACUGUCAUCUUCCACAACUACGGCCUGGAGCUGACGCAGGUCCAGGACCAGUACGAGCGUUUCAAGGCCAACCCGCCACUCGUGAGGAACCUGCCGCCCAUCGCGGGCAACAUCACGUGGGCCAGGCAUCUGCUCAAGCGCAUCGAGGUAAACAAGACGCCUGCGCCAAGCGGGGGUGGUUGAGAGAAACGCUUGAUGACAUGCUGCAUUGGCUUGAUCUGCAGGAGCCCAUGAAGAUGUUUCAGCAGCAUCCGCAUGUCCUCACCACAAAGGAUGCAAAGAAGAUCAUCAGAAUGUAUAACAAGGUAAGAAGCAAGAGGCCAGCCACGCCAGCAUGCGACGAUUGACUGUUCUGUGUGUGCAUCAGAUGGCCAAGACGUUGGUUGAGUUUGAGAUCAGGUGGUAUCAAGCAUGGGUCGACUCCAUCGAGGUGUGUCCCAAGCAGACGCUCCCUCGCGUCUGCAUGUCUCUGUUUCUCUCUGUCAGGCAUGCAAGGCUGGUCUGCAGGCGACACUGAUUGUGCGUCACCCUGACGACAACAAACUGUACGUCAACUUCGACUGGGAGAUCCUCCAGCUCAUCCGCGAGACCAAGUGCCUUGAUAGGAUGGCCACUGAGAUCCCUGAGACAGCCAAGAUCGUCUUGCUGCAGGAGCCCAAGUUCAAGAGCUACUACGCCGAGCUGACAUACGCCUUGAAGGAGUACCGCCGCGUCACCUCUCUCAUCCGCCCCAUCGCCAGCCAUCUGCUGCAGCCGCACCUCGACAAUCUCGAGCUGGCUCUGCGGCCGGGCAUGGUCACACUGACGUGGACAUCGAUGAACAUCGACGUCUACCUGCAGUCGGUCUAUGCGGCACUCAGCCAGCUGGAGCAACUUGUCCUGACGGUCAACGACAUCAUGGACAACCGAAUCGACAACAACCUCAAGGCGGUGUCCAAGGUGCGACUCGUCGACCUGCCUGACGACGGCGGGGCCAUCUCCCUCGACUACUUUGUCGACCUGCAGGAGAAGUACGUCAAGGGUAAGCAAGGCCGGGCAGUCGGCACCCAUAUAUGCCUCUGUUGCCUGUGCCCCUUGCAGAGAUCACGUCGUUCCUGACAUCCAAGUCCCUGGAAAUCGAAACAGCUGUCGAUGACCUACUGACCGUCAUCGUCAGCUACCCCCUCGACUCCCAUAUCAAGGUAUGCAAAGCAGGAAGCAGAGCAGCUAUGAACUGAUGUCGCAUGUGCUGUAUGUGUUGGCAGGGUGUCUUUGAGCCCAAUAUUGUGAAGCUCAAGGGCCACUACAAUUGGAGCAUGUACCAGGUAGACAUAGGUGGAUGCAAACAAAGAGCUUCAGAUAUGUAUGUAUGUGUCUUGCAGUCUCUUCUGAACGCCACGAAGCAGUCUCUAUUCGCUCUGAAGGGGCGUCUGCAUGUGCGGCCGCAGCCUACACGUGAGAUAAAUGUCCGUGUCCUCGUGUGGUUCACAUUCGUAUCUACGGUUUCCAUCAGUCAACAAUGCAGCCGCGAUCUUGAUGGGUGCCCUUCACGUGCCGCCUCCCUUCUUCGAGGUCGAGUUGCAGCUCGAUGGCACAUCCGUCAAGCUGUACCCAUUGAUCGAUGAGAUUCAAAACACCAUCAACAAGGCGGCACUCGCCGUGCUGAAGUGCUCCAAGGUACACAAGUCACGCGAUCCCCCCAGCACGUGAACAGGCAUUUUACGUUGCGUGUCCCAUCCAUCCCUAAACCAGAAUGUGAAGGCAUGGGACACGCAGACGAUUCCCAAGGUCGUGCAGCAGAUCCUGCGGCCCAACGAGAAGCAGGCACUCGCCCCUGCACGCAAGAGCCAGGGCACCUUCUACGACCGCAUCGCACAAGACAGGGAGAUCCUCAAGGUCCUGCUGCUCCUCACGGGCUCCAUCCAGAGCACCCGCAACGAGGUCGCACGGUACCUGGAGAGAUUCGAGGAGUAUGCGUGGCUGUGGCGGGACUCGAUCGACGAGACGUACAAGACCUUUGAGAAGACGGAUCCUUCCCUGGACGACUUUGAGAGGCAACUCAAGAAGUUUGUCUUUGUUGAGGAGAAGCUGAGUGAGAUGGACCAGAAACACACCAUCGGGGCCCUUCUUCUCGACACGUCAAGCCUCAUCAAAUCGGUGAGACACGUCUAUUCGAAGCCGCUUUCUUCUUCAUGUGUAUACCGGUGUGGUGAUCAUCAGUUCAAGGACCUUGCGGCCAACUGGAAGAUUGCCUACUCGAAGGAGCUGCAUCACCAGGCCAGAGAGAAGCUCGAGACUCUCACGGAGCACAUCAAGAAGACACAGAAGCGGCUUGCUCGUGAGGCCGUCGACAUCGAUGCGCUGAGACACGUCAUGGACACACUCAAGGCCAUCAGAAAGAAGGAAUCCGGUAAGCGACCAAACACUCAGCCGAUCGACUGCGUGAAAGUUUGAUGCCGUAUCGCAGAGAUUGAGCUUCAGUUUGGCCCGAUCAUGGACAUGUACAACAUUCUGGACACCUAUCUGCCGCCGAACGUCAACAUCAUGGACAAGGACGAGCAGGACCACAGAUCCAUGCUCCGAUCGUCGUGGCAGAAGCUCAUCGAAGAGGCAUGCCAACACUGACAGAUAAGCCUUCCCUGUUGAGUGUGUUGUGUUUGGUUCCAGGCCGAGAAGCGACAGGACAUCUUGAAUGAGGCGCAGGCGGACUACAAGAAGGAGCUCAUCACAAGCGUCAACACAUUCAAGAAAGACGUCAAGCAGCUGCGCGAGGACUACGAGAAGAAUGGCCCGAUGGUCGUGGGCAUCAAGCCCAGAGAGGCCGUGGAGCGCCUCAAGCGGUUCAAGGAGGAGUAUGAGGUGCGAGCGAGGAAGCAGGAGAUCUACUUCGCCGGCGAGGAGGUGUUCGGGCUGCCCCACCAAGCCUAUCCCGAGCUGGAGAAGACCAAGAAGGAGCUGACGUACCUGACCCAGCUGUACGACUUGUACGUGCAGGUCAUCGACACCAUAAAGGAGUGGAAGGAGAUCCUCUGGACGGAGGUGCCCGACCAGAUACAGGAGAUGGGCGACAAGAUCGGGGUCUUCGGCAACCAGUGCAAGAAGCUGCCCAAACAGCUCAAGGAGUGGGAGGCCUACAAUGAGCUCAAGAAGGAAAUCGAUGACUUCACAGAAGUCCUUCCUCUGCUGCAAGACCUGAGCAAGAAGUCUAUUAUGCCGCGGCACUGGAAGCAGGUUGAGGAGCUGACGGGCAAGGAGCUCAAGGUGGAGUCGGAGAUGUUCAAACUGCAGUCACUCAUCGACGCCAACCUGCUGCAAUACAGAGUGUGCAUUCAUGCACUCGAGUGCGGCAAUAUGCCUUGUCCCUUGUUUUGCGUCUUCUGCAGGAUGAGGUUCAGGACAUCACCGACGGCGCCGACAAGCAGCUGGCCAUCGAGGAGAAGCUGCGAGAGCUCGAGAGGAUGUGGAAGGAGCAGGCCUUUGACUUCAACACAUGGAAAUCGCGGUAUGCACAAAAGGGGAUCCAUGGCGCAGUGUGUCAUUCUCGUGGGCGUUUAUCUCGGUGACAGAGAUGUUCCCUGUGUGCUCGCUGGUGGUCGAGUGGGUGAGAUUCAGGAGGCCCUCGAGGAGUCACAGAUGACGCUCAACACCAUGAAUGCCAUGAGACACGUGGCCCCAUUCAAGGAGGAGGUCGUCGGCCUCCUCACCACCCUGUCUGAUGUCUCUGGUCAGCAGAGCAGGAGACUGGGUCACCGAUGAUGUGACAAUGUUGAUUUGCAGACACUAUCGAGCGUUGGGUGAAGGUGCAGAUGCUCUGGACGUCACUUGAGUCGGUUUUCACCGGUGGCGAUAUUGCCAAGCAGAUGCCCACGGAAGCCAAAAAGUUUCAGCAGAUCGACAAGGACUGGGUGAAAACAUGCGACUCACAGAAAGUGCAUCACACUUGGCUGACGGCACUCUGUCCUGCUUGUGUCUUUGCAGCUGAAAAUCAUGGCCAAGGCAGCCGAGACACGCAAUGUGGUCGAGUGCUGCCAGAACGAUCUGCUCAAACAGCUGCUGCCCGUCCUCCAGCAAGGCUUGGAGAGCUGCCAAAAGUCACUCGACUCGUAUUUGGAGGGCAAGCGGAACAAGUUCCCGCGGUUCUACUUCGUGUCGGAUCCCGUGCUGCUCAAGAUCCUCUCUCAGGGGUCGGACCCGGACUCGGUGCAGGAUGACUUCGAGAAACUGUUCGACGCCAUCUCGCGUGUCACCUUUGACAAGGCCGACCGCAAGAAGAUUGUUAAGAUCAAGUCUGUUGGCGGGAAGGCAGAUGAGGUUGUUGACCUCUCGACGCCUGUCAAGGCUGAAGGCAAUAUCGAGGACUGGCUGACAGCGCUCGAGGCAGAGAUGCAGAGGUAGGAGGCAUGUGGGUCAUGGCAUGCGGACGGCCUCGACCUUACGAAGUAUGUGGUUCUGCGUGGCUCCAGGUCGGUGCGCCGUGAGUGCAAGUAUGCAUGCCAUGACACUGGUUUGGUCUACAACGGCAUGACCCUCCUUGACUUCUCAAACCGAUACAUCGCCCAGGCACGUCAAGAGUAUUGAAGACAUAAGGAGGCGGCAACUUUCCUUCUUUUAUGUCAUUCUUGCAGGUGGCCCUGCUCGGCAUUCAAGUGAUCUGGACAGUCGACUUCCAGGAGGCCCUCGAGAAGAUGUCUCGCGAGAAGGACAAGGUCAUCAUGGGGACCACCAACAAGAAGUUCACCCAGAUGAUGACUGACCUUGUGGGCAUCUGCCUCACCGACCUCGGGUCCAAGAUGAACCGCGUCAAGUUCGAGACACUCGUCACCAUCCAUGUGCACCAGAGGGACCUCUACACAGAGAUCUGGAGGAAGGUCAAGGAGCAUCGCGUCAAGGUGACACACACACGCAUGAACACCUCCCCCUGCUGCGUUGUUGAAGACUGACCGCCACUGUCUCAUGCUACGUCUCUCCAGGACCACAACGAUUUCGAGUGGCUCAAGCAGACGCGCUGCUACUGGAAGACAGACACAGAGCACGCCCUCAUCCAGAUUGCUGACGUCGAGUUCACCUACCAGUAUGAGUACCUCGGCGUCAAGGACCGGCUGGCCAUCACCCCGCUGACGGAUCGCUGCUACCUCACCAACUCGCAGGCCCUGGGCAUGUACUACGGCGGCGCGCCUGCCGGGCCCGCGGGGACGGGCAAGACGGAGACGGUCAAGGAUAUGGGCCGCACGCUGGGUGUGUUCGUGGUGGUAACCAACUGCUCGGACCAGCAUCGGUUCAGGGACAUGGCCAAGAUCUUCAAGGGGUUGUGUCAGAGUGGGCUGUGGGGCUGCUUCGAUGAGUUCAACCGCAUCGAUCUCGAGGUCUUGUCUGUCGUCGCCAUGCAGGUCGGUAAAGAGCACAGCCACGAAAGGCAGGCUGCAUGUGCGACUCCCUGCUGUAUUUCCCGACAGGUUGAGUCCAUCACGGCGGCCAAGAAGGCAGGAACCAAGACAUUCAUGUUCCCAGGCAAGGACAGGGAGAAGCGCUGUCAGUGGAUGGGGAGCCCGUCGAUCCAUCGCUUGUGAUCGGUGUAUUCAGGCGAGGUGGCGCCGAUCCGGCUGAACACUGCCGUGGCGUACUUCAUCACGAUGAACCCCGGCUACGCCGGCCGACAGGAGCUGCCAGAGAACCUCAAGGUUCUGUUCCGCAGCGUGUCUAUGAUGGUUCCCGACCGACAGAUCAUCAUGAAGGUCAAGCUGGCCUCCGUCGGCUACGCUGAGAUGGACUAUCUCGCCAAGAAGUUCAACAUCCUGUACCGCCUGUGUGAGGAGCAGCUGUCCAAGCAGCGACACUACGACUUCGGCCUCCGCAAUAUCCUGUCGGUGCUGCGGACGGCCGGAACUGUCAAGCGAAGCGAGCCGCCAGAUGCUGACGAAGAGAUGCUCUUCAUGCGGUGAGGAGGAAAGAGAAGAAUGAAAGCGGCAACGAUACACCUCCUGGCUUAUACUGAUAUCAGAACUGUCCGUGACAUGAACCUGAGUAAGCUGGUGGCGGAUGACGUGCCGCUGUUCCUGUCUCUGCUGAAGGACAUCUUCCCCAAGGUGACCGACCCGCCCAAGAAGGUGUAUAAGGACGUGGAGGACACCGUCAAGGCGCAGAUCAAGAAGAAUCGGAUCGUCAAUCAUGACGACUGGUUCCUCAAGAUCAUUCAGCUAUAUGAGGUCCGUUGGCUAGCCAGCCAGCCAGCCAGCCAGACAUCCGCUUGUCAAACCAACAACUGUCGCUCCUGUGUGCCUCCCUUCUGUCUCCCCUGUCACGCAGACGUCUCUGGUGCGUCACGGCUUCAUGUUGGUGGGCCCGUCGCUCUCUGGGAAGACAGAGAUCAUGAGCACGCUGACCAACGGGCUGACGGACAUCGGGCAGUCAACGCGGUGCGUCGUCAUGAACCCCAAAGCAAUCACAGCGCAGCAGAUGUACGGCGUCAAGGACCCGAUCUCGGAGGAGUGGACCCCCGGCGUCUUCGCAUCCAUCUGGGCAAAGUACAACAACCGAUCACUCAAAUUCACCACCUGGAUCGUCUGCGACGGCCCCGUGGAUGCCAUUUGGAUUGAGAAUCUCAACACCGUGUUGGACGAUAACAAGAUUCUGACGCUCGCAAACAACGAUCGCAUACCCAUGACCGACAACACACGGUAAGUUAAUUGACUCGCACCGUCAUUGCAUUUCGUGUCUAUCUCAUCUGUUUGCAGUAUCGUGUUUGAGGUGGAGAAUCUGAACAAUGCGUCCCCCGCCACGGUGAGUCGAGCGGGCAUCAUCUAUGUGUCAGCCUCGGACCUGGGAUGGAAGCCGCUGAUUGAGGGCUGGCUCAACUCACGUACGGAGAUAUCCUCAUCUCGACAAGUGGAGAAGGAAAUACUCAAGGAGCUCUUCGACAAGUGAGACAAGACUUGCAUUGACUUUAGAACUUGCAGCCUUCUGGUGGUGUGUGUACAGGUAUAUGAUCGAGCCUGACAUCUUCGAUUUCAUCAUGCGCAACUGCCGUCCCGUGAUGCCCACAUCCAAUGCAGCCAUGACACUGCAGGUCAUGAACCUUCUCACGGGCAUCCUGCAGCCGCACGUUGAGGCCAACGAGGUGCUGCAGCGCCCCGCAUACGAAAACAUCAUGACGUACGCCAUCGUGUGGGGCUGCGGAGGGCUCUUCGAGCCUGACGACAGGUGAGUUGCAGCACAACCAGGUGGGCCGGGAGUGCAGUCGCUCUGUGUCUCCCACGCAGGAUGAAGCUGGAUGGUUUCCUCCGUGAUAAGUCGAAGGUGCCGUAUCCGUGCCAGGAUGGUCUCACUCUGUUCGAGUACGGCGUGCACGACGCCAGUCAUGAAUUCCAGGUAACGCCUACCCAUGCCUGUGGAUGAACGAUCACAUGUCUCCCUUCUGCUGUCAGUUGUGGCAAGCCGAGGAGUGGAAGCCGCCUAAGGGUCGCCUGUCGCCGUCAUCGAUCUUGAUCCCCACCAUGGACUCUGUGAGAGCAGAGUACCUGAUCGGGACCAUCUCGAGCAUGCCACGCAUCCGGCUGAUCAACGCCAACUUUAAGUCGGUGCUGAUGGUGGGUGGCUCGGGCACGGCCAAGACGUCGACGGCGCUGAUGUUCAUGUCCAAGUUCAAGCUGGAGGAGAUGCUGUCCAAGCAGAUCAACUUCUCCUCGGCCACCUCCCCCAACAUGCUGCAGAAGACCAUCGAGGCUGAGGUGGAGAGGAAGACCGGCAAGACAUUCUGCCCGCCGGGCGGCAAGAAGAUGACGGUCUUCCUCGACGACAUGUCGAUGCCCUUCGUCAACGAGUGGGGCGACCAGAUCACACUGGAGUUGGGACGGCAGCUCGUCGAGCAGGCAGGUGUCUACUUCCUCGACAAGGACAAGAGGUGAGGGAGUCGACCGACCGACUCAAGCUGAACUAGGGAGCAGGUGCUGUUACGGUCUUUCUUUGCAGAGGGGACUUCAAGUCGGUCAUUGACCUGCAGUACAUCGGCGCGAUGAACCAUCCGGGAGGCGGCCGCAACGACAUCCCGAAUCGCUUCAAGACCAAGUUCUUCUCCUUCAACCUCAUCCUGCCCUCGAUCAUGUCUGUGGACAACAUCUACGGCAGCAUGAUCAAGGCACGCUUCAACCCCAAGAGCUGCCCCAACCAAAAGGUACAAGCACACUGAUGCGCAGAGCGUGCGCAUCCCUACCCAGCAAGCAACCUUCCCCCUGUCAGAUCAUGGAUCUGUCCAAGAAGCUGACCAAGGCGACGAUCGAGAUCUGGUGAGACAUCACACAAAGACGGCGCAAUGGGUUGCUGUCAAUACAUGAGUGACCACCCUGCAUUAUUCAGGGAGAAGGUGAAGAACACGUUGCUGCCGACCCCGAGUCGGUUCCACUACGUCUUCAACAUGCGUGAGCUGUCUCGCGUCUUCACUGGCAUCCUCCUUUGCCCCAUGGAGGUCCUCACCUCCGAGGAAACCAUGGUAUGACACACCUAGCUCUGCCAAGUCCCCUCGCUGACUCGAUGUGUGUGUCGGCUGCCGCCUUCAGGUUGGUCUGUGGAAGCACGAGAAUGUACGAGUGUUUGCUGAUAAGCUGGCUCGUGCCAUCGACAAGGACUGGAUGGAAAAGACGCUCCACGACGUGUGCGUCACACACUUUGGCGAGAAGCUGGCAGCUGCAAACAAGGAGACACCAUGGUACGCAUACACGCAACACGGGAGCAAAGGACUUGUGCAUUUUGUGGUCACGUCCACAUUGCAGGUUCUGUGACUUCCUGAGAGACGCCACUGAGGAUGAAAAUGGUGAAGAGAUCGCCGCUCCGAGGGUGAGUACAGUGCCAGAGAGGAGAAAGUGGGAGGACAGCACUGGCCGUGUGUGUGUACUCCUUGGCCUUUGCCUGAGCAGAUCUACGAGCCCGCCACCCUCCAGUCCGCCCGCAAGAAGGCGUACGAGUAUCUGAACAAGUACAACGAGGAGAACCCCGCCAAGAGCAUGAACCUUGUGCUCUUCGACGACGCCCUCAAGCACAUGAUGAGGAUCUCACGGAUCAUCCAGCUGCCCCGCGGCUCGGCCAUGCUUGUGGGUGUCGGCGGCUCUGGCAAGCAAUCCCUCACUCGCCUUGCCGGCUACAUCGCCCGCCACAAGCGAUUCCAGAUCACCAUCACCAAGACAUACGGCGAGCAAGCCUUCUUCGACAAUCUCAGGUACACGCACCAGCAGACACCCAUGUUUGUGUGUCCUGUGACGCUGGCUGGCUCCCUUGCUGCAGGGGUCUGUACGUGGAUGCGGGUCAGAAGAACAUUCCCACCACCUUCAUCUUCACGGACCAGGAGGUCAAGCAGGAGAGCUUCCUCGAGUACCUCAACUCGGUCCUCUCCACCGGCGAGCUGGCGGGGCUCUUCCAAAAGGACGAGCGGGACGGCAUGUGCGCUGAGGUCCGCAACGACUUCGUCAAGGAGCGACCAUGGCUGGAGGAGAACAUGAUCAACAUGUACCAAUACUUCCUUGAUAGACUCAGGUGACAUCACAUCCAGGGCAUGUCCAAGUGCAACUACACAUUUCUCUUGUCCCUCCCUUCCUCCCCUUCGAUGUAUCCAGAGACAAUCUCCAUGUGGUCUUGUGCUUCUCGCCUGUGGGCUCCAAGUUUGCCGUUCGUGCGCAGAAGUUCCCCGCCCUCUUCAGCUGCGUGACCAUCGACUGGUUCCUGCCCUGGCCGGAGGAGGCCCUCAUCGCCGUGGCGUCGGCCUUUCUGUCCGAGUACAAGGUUGACACGAGCCCCGAGAACAAGGAGAAGCUCUACCGGCUGAUGGGCACGGUGCACGCACAAGUGGGCACGGUGUGCGACCUCUACUUCGCGCGUAUGCGUCGCCACGUGUACGUGACGCCCAAGACCUACCUGGGUUUCAUCAACUUCUACAAGAAGGUGUAUGAGGAGAAGUUUGAUGAGAUCAACAAGCUGGAGCGGGCGGUCAACGUGGGGCUGCAGAAGCUCAACGAGGCGGCAGCGGAUGUUGAGAAGAUGAAGGUGGCGCUGCGCGAGGAGGAGAAGAAGCUCAAGGAGUCGGAGGAGCAGACCAACAAGCUGCUGGUCAAGGUGCAGAGCGAGACGGCCAAAGCCGAGAAGAAGAGCGCCGAGGUGGGAGUCCAGGUGGAGUCUUGUAUGGGCAUGAAGAACCAGAUUGAGAAGGAGCAAGAUGCCGCCAACAGGGACCUCCAGGCCGCCCUGCCCUACCUCCAUGAGGCCGAGGGGGCUGUCAAGUCCAUCACAGCCAAGGACAUUACUGAGCUCAAGACCAUGAAGACGCCGUCAGACAUCAUCAGACUCGUCUUCGAUGGUGUGCUCAUCCUGCUCCAAAACAAGGUCAGGCCAAAGAGCUGCUCGACAGAGAGACGUCUUUCCCAUGUGUGCUGCAUCCCACACACCCUUUCAGGUGAUGGACGUGAAGGCCGAGUCCAAGGUGAUCAACAAGCAGCAAGUUGACUUCAUCCACGACUCCUUCGACGAGUACUCCAAGAGCAUGAUGAGCGACAUCAAAUUCCUGCCUAACCUCUUCGACUUUUCUCAAGUAAGAUGGCCGCCAACACACUCACCAACACAUUCGUACCCUUUUGUCUCACUCACAUGUUGUAGAACGAGAAGGACAACAUCAACGAUGAGACAUGCGAGCUGCUGGAGCCCUAUCUGUCGCUCGAGAACUUCAACCCGGCCAUCGCGAAGAAGGCAUCCAACGCAGCGGAGGGUCUGUGCAAGUGGGUGGGUGCGAUGAAGAUGUACCACGAGGCCGCCAAGAUCGUCAAGCCCAAGAUGGACUUCCUCAAGGUCCAGACGGGACGCCUUGAAGUGGCGAUGCGGGAACUGAAUGAGGCGCAGAGCGAGCUGGCCAAGGCGCAGGCCGUGGUCGAGGACCUCAACAAGCAAUUCGAGGAAGCUAUGGCAUCCAAGAACGCCCUGGAACAGAAGGCUCUCGCCACCAAAAGGAAGAUGGACCAGGCCAACAAACUCAUCAACGGGCUCGCCGGCGAGAAGGCAAGAUGGUAGGGUCAGCCACUCAUCACGUGUCUGUGCUGCACUGCCCUCGCUUCCUGUAUGUCAGGACUGAGGAUUCCAAGAACUUUGCUGAGCGCCGCAAGCGGCUGGUGGGCGACGUGUGCAUGGCUGCCGCCUUUAUCUCCUAUGUUGGCCCCUUCAACUCAGAAUACAGAGACAAACUCUACUCCGAGUACACAAACAGCUCGGCAACACGUAGCCUCACAACAUGGUCUGUGUGUGUGUGUGUGUCUGUGUGUGUGUGUUUGGCAGGUAUUUCCUGGCCACGUGCCACACAGUGCAGCUGCCUGCCUCGGAGAAGAUUGUCAUGACGGAGUGGCUCGUGGAUCAGGUCGGCAAUGCACAAAUCCCAUGUGCACCUCCAGCUCUCACUGGGUGAGGUGAGCGUUGCAGGCGACGAUUGGUGAGUGGAAUCUGGAGGGUCUGCCAUCGGAUGAGCUGUCCAUCCAGAACGGUAUCAUGGUCACCACCUCGGCCCGUUUCCCACUCAUGGUCGACCCGCAGGGUCAGGCCGUCCACUGGAUCAAGAAGCGGGAGGAGGCACGCAUGGAGGGCAUGUCUCAGUGCAUCACCACCAUCACAAACCCGCGGCUGAAGGACCAGCUGGAGUUUGUGAUGGGUGAGGGUAAGCCGAUGUUGAUCGAGGGCAUUGAGAACGACGUGGACCCCAUGCUCGAUCCCGUGCUGGAGAAGCAGAUCAUCAAGAAGGGCAAGAACCUCUACGUCACUGUCUCCGACCAGCAGAUGGACUACAACUCCAAGUUCAUGCUCUACAUGACCUCGCGGCUCGCCAACCCUCACUUCUCACCCGAGCUCUCCGCCAAGUGCGCCGUCAUCGACUUCACUGUCACCCUCAAGGGUACGAACAGGGGCACACUGACCGAAGGCCCCCCUCAAUCGCGGGCGUGUCCUUUUGUUGCCAUCAGGUCUUGAGCAGCAGCUGCUGGGUCGCGUGCUGUCGACAGAGCAGCGGUCGCUGGAGGAAUCGCUCAACCAGCUCAUCGAGGAGGUCACACAGAACACCAAGUCCCUCCAGGUCUGUGCCUGGAUACAACACACAACAGAUGCAUACGUGCGCACAGGAAGGGCACCGAAAGAAUUGGUCUCCGCCGUGUGCAGAUCCUGGACGCCCAGCUUUUGGAUCGUCUGUCGAACUCUGAGGGGAACCUUCUCGAUGAUGUGGAGCUCAUCGAAGUGCUCGCCAACACCAAGGCAAGCUGCCUCCCGGAAUCCACUUCCUCGUCUCAGAUGGUGAAUGGUGUUGAUGUCUCUUUCAUGUCAUCAGGCUAAGGCCAAGGAGGUAGAGCAGAAGCUGAAAGACGCCGAGGAGAAGAAGAUAGAGAUCAACGAGAAGCGAGAACAGUACCGCCCUGUCGCCACUCGCGGCUCCCUGCUCUACUUCUGCAUGGUGGAGGUGGCACUGGUGCAGUGGAUGUACAAUUCAUCACUCAACCAAGUCAGCAAACAGACAUCGCCACAAUGCUCGAAGGCUCAUAUGUGCACUUGUCUCUUCAUCUUGGUUAUCAGUUCCUGCAACAGUUUGACAUCUCCAUCAAUCGCUCUGAGAAGGUGCAGCCCACCAACAAGCGCGUGGAGAAGAUUGUUGAGUACCUCACCUACCAGGUGGAUACAUACAUGGCCACACACAUGACACCCGGUGGCGAGCCUCAUCACAUUUGUCCCCUGUGCAUGCAGGUAUAUCGUUAUGUGAACCGCGGUCUGUUUGAGCGCCACAAGAGGACGUUUGUCCUCAUGGUGGCCCUCAAGAUCAUGCUGGUCGCAUCCACACUCACAUCUGCCGACGUCGACAUCCUUCUCAAGGGCGGAGGCGCCCUUGACGAGAAGGCCGAGCGUCCGUGCCCGUUCAAAUGGCUUGGCCAGGACGCCAAGGUGUGGCUCAACAUCCUCCAGCUGUCCCGUCACGCCUUCGGCCAGGAGCAGCUGCUCUUCUUCAGAGAGCUCCCCGACUUCAUCGGCCGCAACGAACAGGCGUGGAAGAAGUGGUUCGAGGAGAACGAGCCCGAGAGCUGCCCCGUGCCAGACUACGAGGAGAGACUCGCCAUGGAGAAGAACGUCGGCCACUUCGCCAGACUGUGUCUCGUCCGCGCCUUCCGCGAGGACCGCACAGUGGUGGCUGCCAGCAUGUUCAUCGACGCUCAGAUGGACCCUAAGUACACAGCGCCUGUGACCGACAGCAUCGAGUCCAUCUGGCAAGAGUCGACCAACCGCGUACCCAUCCUGUACCUGCUCUCGCCCGGCGCCGACCCCACCAACACCAUCGACGAGUUCGCCAAGAAGAAGAAGAAAUUCCCCACAGACAAAGUCUCCAUGGGCGAGGGGCAGGAGAUCAUCGCACGGGAAAAGAUGAAGAAUGGCUUCAUCAACGGCGCAUGGGUGGUACUGCAAAACUGCCACUUGGGGCUGGGCUUCAUGGCCGAGAUCGAGAGCUUCCUCGGCAAGGUGGCCGAUGUCGACGAGGUCAGAGCAAACACGAUAACCACUUGAUCGAUCAUGAGGCGCCUAUCUACAUAGGAAAUGGCUGGUUCUGCCUGUCGUUCAGGACUUCCGGCUGUGGGUGACUUGCGAGCCGUCCCCUCGCUUCCCCAUUGGUUUGCUCCAGAUGGCGAUCAAGGUCACCAACGAACCACCGCUGGGCCUCAAGGCAGGGCUGCACCGCACCUACAGCACGAUGAUCCUGCAGGAGACGCUCGACAAAGUGGACCACGAGAGGUGGCGUCUCACGACAUUCAGCCUGGCCUUCCUGCACAGCGUGGUGCAAGAGAGGAGGAAGUUCGGGCCACUUGGUUGGUGCAUUCCAUACGAGUACAACUACUCCGACCUCGAGGCCUCGCUGCUCUUCCUCGAGAAACAUCUCUCAACCACUGUGCUGGUGAGAUAAGAGACAUGACCUGCUCAUGCGAGAUGGGAGAGGUAGGCCGUGUGUGUGUGUGUGUGUGUGACUGGUCGAUCAAUCAGGUCGGUCAGCCGUUGUCGUGGAACACGAUAUGCUACAUGAUAGCUGAGGUGCAGUACGGCGGCAGGAUUACUGACGAUCUGGACAGAGAGCUCUUCAUCACAUACGCGACCAAGUACUUCAACGACGAGAUAUUCAGGCCAACUUUCACAUUCAACACGCCCACUGGACAGGCCAACGAGUUCAUGUAAGAUCCAUCCAACCAACCAAAGCCCCCUCUCUGCUCUGCUCACCGCCCAUCUCAUUUCUCUCUGUGCGUUCGUUCAUGCAGGUACAAGGUCCCUGAAGGUUUGGAGAUCCAUCAGUACCGUGACUACAUCGAGACGGUGCCUGCCGUCGACAGCCCCACAGUGUUUGGCCUCCACGUCAACGCCGACCUCACCUACAGAAUCAAGGAGUCACAGGCAAUGCUCCUCACCAUCCAGGAGACACAGCCCAAAGACGCAGGGGCGGGCGGUGGCAAGACAAGGGAGGAACAGGUCAAGGAGCGCUGUUCCGAUUUGCUCGGCAAGAUGCCCGACGACUAUGUCGAAGAGAUCUUCCGCGAGCAAAUCAAGAAGCUCAAGGGGCCGCCAGGGUUGGCCGAGAAGGGAUUCCAGGCGCCGCUCAACAUCUUUCUAUUCCAAGAGAUCCAGCGGAUGCAGCGGAUCAUCGCCAUCGUCCGCAAGAACUGCAAGGACAUCAUCGACGCCAUCGAUGGGCUCAUCAUCAUGACACCCGACCUUCAGGUGAGCGAGACACGAUAUUGUGCACGAGCAUCAUGUCUCCUUUCCUCUGUGUGUUUCAUGCGUCCACACCAGGACGACAUGAACUCCCUGUUCGACACAAUGGUGCCCCGGAAGUGGCUGUAUGACCCCAGCGGUGCGGAGAUCUCCUGGCUGUCGCCCAACCUGGGCAAGUGGUUCACGGGCCUGCAGCAGCGUGUGGAGCAGCUGACCACCUGGCUCAACCAGGGACGGCAGAAGUCCUACUGGCUGACGGGCUUCUUCAACCCACAGGGAUUCCUCACUGCCAUGAGACAGGAGGUCACUCGCAACAGCCAUCAUUCAAGAAGGCUGAGCAGGGAGAUAGAUAGACCUCACGACAUAGCCUAUCUGUCUGCGUGGGCGUUGAUGUGUGUGUCAGGUGACGCGGCAGCACAAGAAGGACCAGUGGGCCCUCGACGACGUCGUCUUCCACACUGAGGUAUGUACGCUACGCACGAUGACACACAAAGCAAGCCCCCCGGUGUACAAGUACAAGUGUGUGUGCUUUUUUUGUGUGUAGGUUCGUACCUAUGACGUGGAGAAGGUGAAGGACGGUCCCGAGGAGGGCGUCAACAUCCACGGCCUCUUCAUCGAGGGAUGCAGAUGGCACUGGCAGGAGGGAAGACUAGACGAAUCGCUUCCCAGAGUACUCACGGACAAAAUGCCGGUACGUCAAACGAAAGGCGACACGAAAUGUCUCCCAACAGUGUGGGCCAACACAUCGCGACUCUGUCUGCUUGUUAUGCUGCCUUUGUCUGUGCAGGUGCUGUAUGUGACGGCGGUGACGACCAAGGAGAAGAAGAGCCGUGGGAUGGACUUUGGUCAGUACGGCCCCUACGACUGCCCCGUGUACAAGUACCCCAAGAGGACGGACAAGUACCUCAUCUUCAGAGUCAACCUCAAGACCGAGCAGCACCCUUCACACUGGAAACUCAGGGGCGCCGCACUGCUCUGCUCUGUAGACUAAGGGGGGCUGCUCUUCUUGCAUGCACGAUGCCAUCCUUUGCUAUCCCUCAUAUGGCAUUCAUUGAGUAUUCAUUGCUCACGGGGCGGCGGUAGUCGGUUUCUGCACUCCUCCUUGCUGCUGGGGCUUUCGCUUUCCUUCUGGUUUUCCUGAUCUAUUUGGGGUUCAUUCAGUGCUGUGCUGCAGUAGUGAGACGUCCAAUUUAUUGGCAGGACGCCGUGUGAGUGUGCAUGUGCCUUUGCAUGUAUGUUGGGCCACGCCCAUGUUCCCUUUGACAUUUGUCGUUCUUCGUGGUGCAUGUUGCAUGUACGUUGGGCAGCAUCGGGUAGCAGCCAUCACACUUUGGGGAGGCGUCACGUUACACUGGGCCCUUCAUUUAUCGCACACUUCAUUGUUCCGUGUCUCUCUGUCCAUGUGAAGUGACAGCAACAAUACGCACCAUCAAUGCUUGAGGCUUCC
Vitrella brassicaformis is the source of this 18545-nucleotide messenger RNA. The record is from the annotation of a GenBank genome assembly. Lineage: Eukaryota; Vitrellaceae.